Messenger RNA from Linum trigynum, 1902 nucleotides. NCBI's taxonomy places the organism in Eukaryota, Viridiplantae, Streptophyta, Magnoliopsida, Malpighiales, Linaceae. The record is from the annotation of a GenBank genome assembly.
CCCUAUUUUGGCAACUGAACUAACUAACCGUCCAAAUCGAAACCCUAACCUAAAUUCCCAAGAAGAUCUCUAUCCUUCCACUCUUGCCUUUCCUACUCUUUCUCCCUCUCCAUCGGUCCCAUCUGCUUGCCUUCGACUCUCCUCUCCGGCGGCCGCUCUCCCUCGCUGUCGUAAAUCUCCCCUCGUCUCAAUCAGUCGUGACUGCCUUCUUCACUGCGUCUCAGUUGCGGCGGCUUCAGUUGCGCGGCGGAGCACAGAUAGAAGAGCUCGUGGAUCCCCUCGCCGUCUCUGGUAAUUUUUGGUUGAGUUCAAUGUUUGUUGAAUUUACAUUAGUGAAAAGCUCGUUUCUUUGAAUCAAAUUAUGUUAUUUCAUUUUGAUGGCAUUUGGAAGGGUAAUGGCUCGUAAUGUUCCAAUGUAGCAUCUAGCGAUAGAGUUUAGUAUAGGCGAAGCUGACCUUUUGGGACUGAAUCAUUCUGUAUGAGAUAAAUGUGAUGUCUUUGUGAGUUUUUGUAUAGGGGGAUUAGCCUUGUGAUUGUUGGAUCCUUCUAUGACUAUGCUAAGAUGAUUAUGUCUUGCUUGCAGGUUACUUUUGAGCUUCUGUUGUGGUGCUGAGAUUUCCAUCCGCUCCAUCCAGGGUACAUUACUGCAGAUAUGCACGCCAUUCACCGCGUAAUAUCUCGGCUAUCCUCAACUACGCUAUGCAAUAGUACACCUGCAUCGAGAUUUCUAAAGGAAACAAGUGCUACCUCUGCAUUGGGUACUGAAGCAAGCCAAUACAUUAGGGCUCUUGGCUUUUCUUCACAGUCGGGCAGUGGUGGUGGAAAUGAAGGAACAAACGAAUGGGAAAAUAAUGCAGCAGGUGGUUCGUCCUUCGGUUCGACCGGGUCUGAUGAUCUGGGAUGGGACUCUGUUUCAUCGUGGUCAACUGGAUUGACCAAGGAUCAUUUUGAUGGUGAGAUGGUGGGUAAGAUGGCAAGUCCUGCUGGCGAGGGAAACACAGCUUCUCAAUCCUUGAAGAUAUCUGAGUUGCAGGAUGUUGAUGAUAAGUUAAACGAACUCGAUGAUGCGAACAAAAAGGGGAAGGCUUAUGUUAAUGGAUGGGUGGAGAGAUUACGUGAGAUUAGUGGGUUGCUGAAGCAAGUGGAGGAGCCUGGUGCUAGAGGAUCUUACCUUAAGGAUUCAGAGAAGACAGAGAUGUACCGGUUGCACAAGGAGAACCCUGAAGUGUACACUGUUGAGAAGCUUUCCAAGGACUACAGAAUCAUGAGGCAGAGGGUGCAUGCCAUUCUCUGGCUCAAGGAAGAGGAGGAAGAGGAAAGAAAGCGUGGUCGCAUCCUCGAUGACUCAGUUGAACUUUUGCUUGAUACCUGCCCAGAAUUUUUCAAUUCCCAUGACCGGGAGUUUCAUGUUGCAUCUCUUCCUUACAAACCCGAUUUCAAGGUGAUGCCCGAGGGUUGGGAUGGUACCACUCGGGAUCCAGACGAAGUCCACUAUGAGAUAUCCAUGAAAGAGGAUGAAAUGCUGUACCAAGAGUUUGUCCAGAGGAUGGAGUUCAACAAAAUGAAAAUUGCUGGGAAGGUGAAAUGCCACAAGUAUAGCCGGCGCCGCCCAUCUGAAGGGUGGAACUUCACGGUAGAGAAAAUGGGGGCCCAAGGAAAGCGUGGAGGGGGCGGUGGCUGGAAGUUCGUAAGCUUGCCAGAUGGCUCGAGCCGACCUCUAAACGAGACGGAGAAAGUAUAUGUUAAGCGAGAGACUCCACGGCGGAGGCGCAAGAUUUUCCCAUGAUUUGAUGAUCAUCAGAUCUUGUACGGCAAGGGUUAUCGAUUAGGAGUAGUCAGAAGAAGUCUCCAGUGAUAGGAGAUUGAGAUAACCACUCUGUAUAAUAAGAAUGAAGGGACAGC